Molecule: messenger RNA, 3987 nt
Organism: Arachis duranensis
Lineage: Eukaryota; Viridiplantae; Streptophyta; Magnoliopsida; Fabales; Fabaceae
Product: CST complex subunit CTC1
Exons: 16
Biological process (GO): telomere maintenance via telomere lengthening; positive regulation of DNA replication
Cellular component (GO): CST complex
Molecular function (GO): telomeric repeat DNA binding; single-stranded DNA binding
Source: RefSeq, a predicted model, not a curated record
UUCUCCGAUGACUCCGCCUCCGUCUGCUGCGACCUCCUCCAAUUCCAAGCUUAUGCUUUAGGAAAGCAAAUCCGCGUCACAGCUUGGAACUUUGUUCCCUUUAAGUGCCAUGGAAAGAGCCGUGCGGGCUUCUUGGAGAUCAUCAAAUGGUGUUUUCUUGAUCCCAACGAAGAAGCAAACCAAAUGGAUUCUAUUCCGCUUGUGCCGAAUCGAAGUUGCGGCAGCUACGGGAACAACUCCAAGGCUCGUUAUCGAGUCUACGGAGUGGUGGAGUCGGUUGGCCCUGUUUCCGUUGUCCCUUGUACAAUGGUUGCUAGUGUAUCCUAUUCGGAUUUGAAUUCGAGUUCUAAAGUGAAAAUGUUAGGGUUUGUGGUUCAAUUGAUGUGUUGUGAGUGCAGGUUAUGCGGUUCCAAAGAGUUAAUAAGCGAUUUAGAGAGUGAUAGUGGUCAUUCUUUUACUAAAAAGGAGACAGUGUAUUUUUGUGGCGGUGCUUCGCCUUGGCACCCUGCAAUGACUAAGCUAAUUGGUAACCGAGUUAUGGUGUCACAGCUAAAGAAGAAAUUGGCUUUCAUAACGAAGGAGGACUCUUGGGUCAUGCAUGUGACCGUGGAUGUCUCGGUUCUUCAUGUGUGUCGAGUUUCCAAGAAAUGGCUACCCUGCUUGAAGAGUGGUAUGAAGAUGAAGGGUGAAUGUGGCACGUACACUGGCGUAAUCAAAGGUGUCUACAUGCAAGGAAUGGCUUUGGAGUUGGAUCAUGAUGUUUGGCUUCUUUUAACUGAUGAACUGCAUACUCUGAUGCAUGGUUUGAGAGUUGGAGCUGUUAUAUCUGUGAGAAAUGUGCAUUUUGUGGAUCCACAGUUUUCAUGGACAAAAAUUGUAAUUCUCGGAGCCUGCGUUAAGACGAGCAUUAUUGUGGAAUCAUUCUCUCCAUUGGAAACUGCGUGUAAUGUAGUUUUGAAAUCUCAGAGUAUGCUUGGACAGUUCAUUCAGUCAUUACCAUUUUCUGCAAGACUCUGGCUAUUACUUCUUGUCUCAAGCUUACGUAAAAUGUUUGCUGGUAGCUUAAGCGACAAGGAGAUUUUGGGAUCCAAACAUGAAGAAGGGCUUGCUCAGAUGUAUGCCAGUUCACUGCUUCCUCCAUCAGUGUUUCAAUCAGAGCAUGGUUCUUUCAUUGGGAUCCGUAAACAUGAUUUGAACUGCUGUAGUGGAGAUCUGCAUUGCAAUAUCCUGAAACUGGUAAUACCGGUGUCUGUGUUCAUCCAUCACUGUAUAGAUACCUUAGAGAGAACUCUAAAAUCAGAAAACCGCUGUAAAUUAUUGCCUGUUGGCAACCAUUCCAGAGUUUUACCUCAUCUAGCAAGAUAUAGUAGCAGACCAGGGAGGAAGACUAUUCCUGGCAAAGAUGUAGGCAUUACUUUGCUUGGACAUCUAAAGAUUAAUCCAUUGACUACCAGACUGCAGCUGGUUGAUGCUACUGGUGGUAUUGAUGUUCUUAUUCCAGACCUUCCCUUAACUUGGAAUGCUGAAGAAAUAUAUGAGGUGACAGAGUAUGAUAUUUUUGUGGACGGCAUAGGUGAACUUGGGGAUCGCUUGGAAUUGCUUGAGAUUGAGUCAUUAUCAUGCAGAACGAUCUUCAAUUACAUUCAACCAGCCAGAGAGAGGGAGUUAAGCAGCUCAAUUUUUGCUUACUUUCAUUGGAACAAUGCAAAAUGCAGAAAAUUUCCCCGUUACCCUUGUAGAGAUAAGAAAAAUGAAAGUCUGGUGCCCAAGCCUGGAUGUUACCAUUUGCUUAGGGUAUCUCACAAAUUUCCUCUGCAAGGGAAGUAUUCUAAUAUCAUGAAAUCAGACAAGUCAAAUACUUCUGUUGAGGCGAAAGUCUUGCCAUUUGAUUUGUUGCUUUCUGAGAAGAGAGAAAUUUUGCAUUCAUAUAAUGUUUCAAGGGAUAAGACCAAGGAAAUCUCCGAUUAUUUAAUUAAUGGUAACAAUGAGGAGCAAGUAUGGUCCAAUAAGAGGCAGAAACUUGAUAAGGAAUCAGCAUGUGCAUCGAAGGAUGACUUUUUCACUUCCAUUAAUGAGCUGAGAGCUUGUUCCAAUUUGUUGAAUAUAUCAAAAGAGAACAAAAGAAGUUUUGAUUUGAGUUCUGAUGAUAUAUCGUGUCUGGCCAAUUUUAGAAGGCUACAACAUGAGAAUGUGAUUUGUACUGCUGUUGUGCGCUCUAAAUCAUCUACAAAGAGUUUUGACUCAAAAUCAAAUGCAAGGAAAGUUUUGCUAGAGUUCUCAUUAGAUAGCCUUUUCACGUAUCAGUCAUUGAAGAUUGGUGAUUGUUACAUCAUAGAGCAUUGUACAAAAGACUGCUUUUGCAAUAUGAAAGAUGCUGGCUUUGGUAGCCGUGCUAAAUUUCGUGUUGGUUCUGGGAAACUAAUCUUCAGCAUUUCAUUCAUAUCUGGAAAAGAUUCUGUUUCUCCUAGCGCUGAUGUGAUUUUGACUAAAGAGCAAAUUGAAGGAUUUUUGCUAAGAUCCAAUGUUGAUUCACCAGAUGUCUCUUCAGAUGUUUGUCUGUAUCUCCCUGUCAACCUCACAGAUCUCCUGGAUGUUAACAUUAUCGAAUCAGAGUACAGUGAAAUGCAUAAAUAUGCAGUAUCAGAAGAGAGUGCUAAUGUUUCUGUGGGCCCUGGGAUUGUAGCAGGAAGGACUAAUCUUUGUUGUGGUUCUCAAAAUUCAAACUUCGUGUUUCCCGAGGGAAAUUUGAUUUCUCUUGAGGGUGAUGUGGUUGACAUUCAUGAUAUUGGCUCUAGUUUAAGCAAUGCAUGUUCAAGUGCUGCAAGCCUUGACUCUCUUCAGUUGAAAGGCCUUAUUCAAAAUAGAAAAAGUCUCUGCAUUCAUGUAUUAGUGCAUAAACAUAUGGUGAAGAUAUUUGGUUCUAUAAGCAAGCAUGCUUAUCCAAUUGGUUUUGGACCUGGUGUAACUGCAACAUUUCAUCGAAUCCUUGAUGCGAGGUCCGAGAAUAAAUUCAUGUUACUGCCUGUAUCAUUUAUUGUGAUAAAGUCAAUUAAAGUACAUGAUAAACAGUGCACUGACUGGUCCUUCAAUUUAAGCCUUCUUAAAGAUGCAUACAAUCCAUCUCCAGAUUCUGUCUCUUGUUUGAUCUCUCAGUUGCAUCAGUGCCCCAGUAACAAGCAAAUAAUGCUUCGGUGCAGGGUUGUCGCAGUCUUUAUUUUAGUUCUGGAGAGGAACACUACUGCUUUUGACAUUCCACUUGCUGGUUUUCUGUUGGAUGAUGGAUCAUCGUCAUGUUGUUGCUGGGCCAAUGCUGAAAGGGCAGCAGCCUUGUUGAGACUACAUGAAGAACCCACCACAUCUCGUAAUCUAGGGAGAAUUUUGAGGAAUUAUCAGAAAAUUACUGUGAAAAACCAAGGGUUAUUUAUUGAGUCACCUUUUCAAGAUCUUGCUGUAUCUGUUACUUCUGGCAACGCCAUUUACCAAUAUGACGAAAACAACCUCAAAUUCAUGAUCUUCAAUGCGUGUGCUGGUAGAGUAUGGAAUGUAGUUGCUAGUCUGAUGGAUGCAGAGGAAGUUAGACAGUUGGGCAAUGACUACCUCACAGAAACAACGAAUCUGCGAAGCUUACGGAAUAUAUGGGCCAACCAAGUUUCUUGCCCCCGCAUGCUGGCCGAGGCAAAGAACAUGCUUCAGGAACUUCGGAGAAGUUCGUGCUUAUAAUUAAGGUGAAUACAAGAUUUUGCAUGCAUUCAUGUGAAUAUUACCCUUACAAAUUUCACACAAAUUGGAAACCAGUAGGUUGUAGGUGGUUGUUCCUAACAAAUCUAUGUAGCUAUAAUAUAUAGUUAUAGAAAAUGCAGAGUUUCAAGACUUUGAUAACUACCGCACUGUUGAGACACAGGCAGUAAUUGUCAUGUGGUUAGUUCUAUUAAUGUAUGAUGUACGCCAUCAAUUACCCUGUCAAUUAUUGAGUUAUUUUUAUAUUGA